This is a messenger RNA of Populus euphratica (Euphrates poplar), 1674 nucleotides long. RefSeq lists its product as uncharacterized. Bases 368 to 1372 code for a protein of 334 amino acids. The transcript has 4 exons. The record is from RefSeq and is a predicted model, not a curated record. Lineage: Eukaryota; Viridiplantae; Streptophyta; Magnoliopsida; Malpighiales; Salicaceae.
UUUCACUUUCUUUUGUCUUUCUCAAUCUUUGCUACCCUUCCAUCCACUCGCUUCUCUCCCUCUUUCUUUGUUUAUUUUGCUUCCGGAACCUUUGUUUUCUUGUAUCUUUGAAGCAAAUAGGAGGAGGCUGUAGAUUUCUGGAACGUUUAGGGCUGCCAGCCCCCGCUCUCUCUCUGGCACCUUUAGGCUGUGAAUUUGCGUUUCUGGAUACAAAGUACAGACAAGUUGUGGCUCAUUGGAGGUUACAUCAUUUUUUUUCUCAUUUUAUGAUCUCCAUAUGUAUGAUGGAAGCUUCAGAGCCUGAAGCAAGACAGAUGUUUACAGUUAAGGAACUUGUACAUGGAGUGAAACUAGUAAUGGCUUGAGUAUGUAUCCUGCCACCACUCUCGGUGAAGACGAUAAUUUUACCAAUAGCAGAAUGUUAAGCUCCUCGUCCUCCUCGUGCUCUUCUUCAUCUGGAGACUCUUUUGAGUUGGAUGCAGAUGAAAUCAGCAAGUCCAAUGCAGGUGAUAUUGGGGUUCCUAACCAUAGCGUAAACGCUCAAGUUCCUUUGGAGGACCAUGACAAUGACAUUCUGGUAAGCUCUGUGCCCUGGCAAGAACAACCACCUAGUCAUGCAUAUACAUUGACAUCCAAUGAUGGUUCGGCAACGCAGUUUCCUCCAACACAGGUGAUGGAGCGAACUGCUGAUUCAAAUCCCUCUGCCGCUUGUAGGAUUCCUUCUUCUGUAUUUGCUAGAACUAUAUCUAAUACUCCAAUGGAAUGGAGUGUUGCUUCCACUGAGUCAUUGUUCAGUAUUUAUAUGGGGAAAAUGAGCUUCACAGGAGACCACCAAAACUGGUUGGGUAAAUCCGGAGAGCUAGGCUUUCCUGGUGAUUCUACGCCGUUGAUUGAUUACUCAAGUAACCAACCUCCAAGUAAUCAGCAUCCAGUAAAUAAAGCAACAGAGGUUGGACCAAAGAAAGCUAAUGUCAAUGAGUACCUUGGUGAAACUGAACAACCAAAAGCUGCUGAAACAAUGAGGCAAGUUGUAAAAGAGGACAAAGAAGAUGGAAACAGAGAGAGGUCUCUUGCCAAAGGAUCACUUCAUUCUGCUAGCCUUUCUCGUCUUUCAGAUGCAAGUGGGGAAAGUAUCAAAUCUUUUGCAUUUCCAAUUUUGACAGGGGAUGAUAAAGGUUAUUCACUAUCUCAUAAGCAAUAUCCAUCAUCACGGCACCAGUCACAGCCGCAAACUCCUAAAGCAGCUCAAUCACCUCGGGCAAAGCUAGAGCCAAAGCUGUUCUCAGAGCCAGUUCCAGUGCCAAAAGCAAAUCUAAAUGUUACUCCGGGUAAAUGGUUAUCCUGUGUUCCGUGUUGCUCGUUCUGUUCUUGAUGGACUUGAUCCACUCUUUGUUGCCUUAGGUGUGCGAAAUGCUCUUGCAGAAUGGUGGAUUAAAUCGACUUAACUUUUGGUAUCAAAAUCACCACAGCUGUGAUGGAAGUACUUUCUCUGCAGUUUUAUUUAUUUGUUUUCAUUAGAGAUGUUAGGACUUUUGUCGGGAUUCAGAUGAAAAGCCUUUAAUUUAUUUGCUCUUUCUGCUGCCAAAUUUUUUUAGGUUCUGUUCUAUGUUGUUAUUUAUCGUCGUAUUAAUCAUUAAACAAAAUACGAGCGGCAAGAGCAGACUCCUCUAUUUA